AUGACGGGCAAAAGUCAGGAACCCUCCAAUCUGCACAACUUUGUGGCUCAGGACACCAUUUGGAAAAACUUGAUUGAAUUUGAAUCUGAAUCGGCCAAGAAAUGGACAAAUAAAUGGGGAUUUCUGAUAACUGCGCGAGAUCAGAUAGAGGCUGAAGAGAAGCAGAAGAGAUCCACAUGUAGAAUCGAGACCCCAGAACACCUGAAGGUUCGGCCAGCGACCCCCAUCAGCAAGUACAUCCAGGUGGAGCCAUCUCCCCCAGUACCGAAGACGACACAAGGCUUUAUUGGCUGGAGAUCUGGGAUCCCAGAAUUGGGACUGGAACGAUUUGGAUCCAUUAAAAAAGUAAAGUUAAGCUUCGUCAAUCAGAUGAAGUGGCCUGAAGACUGUGUGGAUUGAUGUUGCCGACCGAUCCACUGUGCACAAUGAGGCUUGGCGGUGUUUGCAUCAGUCACGUGUGGUUAUUAGUAAAGACUAAGUAGGUUGUCAUAAAGAUUUUAAAAUGUUUCCGUUAACACAACCUGUUACCCUAUUGCUUACUUUACAUCCAGAAAGAAUUUACUGCAAUUAUUGUUCUCCCCUUCUGAAUGUUUUUUUUUCCUGUUCCAAAGAUGUCUGUGCUAGCUCAUUGCUUUGUGAGCUAAGACACAAAGUUAAUGGUAACCAAAACGCGUCCCAUCAGGCUGUUUGUUUCAGCUACUGGAUUUACAGAGUCGAUCUUUUUUCAGCAGUUUAGUUAAGGUGGGAGAUCCAGACUCAGGAGCCGUCUGGGAAAAGGUGAUGGUUCUUUUUGUGGUUCUUCCCUACAGCUGGUCAUUGCUAACAGAUGUAAAGGUGUUAGCCUAUCAAUUCUGGGUCAGAAGGUUAUGGUAUCAAACCCCACGUUCGGACUUUGAGAUCAUAGUCGAGAUUGAUACUCUGGUAAGGGACUGGAGGAAUGCUUUUCCAGAGGUGCCAUCCACUUGGAUGAGACUUUAAUAUGACAACGGUCUGGUGGACAUUAACAAUACCACAACACUAUUCAGAAGAGUUUCUCCAGAUGUCUUCAGUAAAAUUCAUAGCUGUUUGUGGGACCUUCCUUUGUGUACACAUUGGCUGCCACAUUUGCUUAUAAAUGUACAUCAUUUGAUAGAAUUUACCUUGAAGCACUUUGAGAUGUUUUGAUAUUACAGGUGUUAUAUAGAGUGCAAGUAUUAUUAUGAAAUCUAUUGGAAGGACAUAUUUAGUGUUUAGGCUAUUUUUAGGCAUUGUUUAGAAAUUUUUCACACA
This is a messenger RNA of Callorhinchus milii (elephant shark), 1269 nucleotides long. RefSeq lists its product as uncharacterized. NCBI's taxonomy places the organism in Eukaryota, Metazoa, Chordata, Chondrichthyes, Chimaeriformes, Callorhinchidae. Bases 1 to 399 code for a protein of 132 amino acids. The record is from RefSeq and is a predicted model, not a curated record. The transcript has 4 exons.